Chelonoidis abingdonii (Abingdon island giant tortoise) is the source of this 991-nucleotide messenger RNA. NCBI's taxonomy places the organism in Eukaryota, Metazoa, Chordata, Testudines, Testudinidae. The record is from RefSeq and is a predicted model, not a curated record.
AUGUCCAACCGAACCACCAUGACUGAGUUCCUUCUCCUGGGAUUCUCUGAAGUUCGGGAGCUGCAGAUUUUGCACUUUGUGGUGUUUCUAGUGAUUUAUCUGGCAUCUAUGGUGGGGAAUCUUCUUGUCAUUGUGGUUGUAGCCCUCGACAACUACCUUCACACCCCAUUGUACUUCUUCCUGAUGAAUUUGUCCAUUGUAGACCUUGGCUUCCUCUCUGUCACCGUCCCCAAAUCCAUGGCCAACUCCCUCAUGAACACCAAGUCCAUUUCCUAUGCUGGAUGUGUUACUCAAGUCUUUUUCCUCGUCUUCUUCUUGGGAGAGGAUUUUGCCCUUCUUACCGUCAUGGCGUAUGACCGAUAUGUCGCCAUCUGCCAACCACUGCACUAUGAGACAAUGAUGAACAGCAGAGCUUGUGUCCAAAUGGCAGCUGGUGCCUGGAUAAGUGGGAUUCUCUACUCUGUGCUACACACUGGGAACACAUUUGCAUUGAGCUUCUGUAAAGGCAACAUGGUGGAUCAGUUCUUCUGUGAAAUCCCCCGGCUGCUCAAGCUCGCCUGCUCUGACUCAUAUAUGAGUGAAGUUGGGGUUAUUGCCUUUAGUAUAUGUUUAGUCUUAGGCUGCUUUAUUUUUAUUACUGUGUCAUAUGUUCAGAUCUUCAAAUCAGUGUUGAGAAUCCCCUCUGAGCAGGGCCGGAAUAAAGCCCUAUCCACCUGCCUUCCUCAUCUCACUGUCGUCUCCUUGCUUGUUUGCACUGGGGCCUUUGCCUACCUGAAACCCACCUCCAGCUCCCCAUCAGCUCUGGAUCUUGUGAUGGCUGUUCUCUAUUCUGUAUUGCCACCAAUCAUGAAUCCAAUUAUCUACAGCAUGAGGAACAAGGAGAUGAAAGCUGCCCUGAGGAGACUGACUGGGUGUAGGUAAUUCACCAAGAAUUCAGUUUCUGUCUUUAUCUAAUAAAAGUUUGCUUAUGUUGUAUUUGUUCAUUUAUGUA